UUUGAAAAAAAGUAAAAUAAUUAUUUAAAAAAAACAAAAAAAAAACAUUUUUCCUUUUAAUCACUCGAUAAUAUAAAUAUAUUUCCAGCAUCAAUGUCUCUAUUUAAGUAUUACAAAAAGUCCUUAAUACUCGUAGUGAAUCGAUAAUGGCGUCGGCGUCAGCGUGUAACUGUUGCAGAAGGAAGCAUGUCUCAAAUUCACCAUCGCCACCUCCAACUCCAACUUCAUCUCUUCCACAAAUUCUUCUUCCUCCUUCUUCUUCUUCUUAUUCUUCUACUCGCAUCAUCACCCUUCACCAGUUUUUGCCCCUUCAUUCAUCAUCGCUUUCCGAAACUGAACAGAUCUUGAAAUCCAAAGCAUGCACUUCUCACUCUGCACACUCCGAUGAACGGUUUAAGCGCCUCAUCAAGAGCCGAGACUGUGCUGCUCGAUCAAGAGCCAAACAACAGGCUUAUCAAAACCAGUUGGAAACUAAACUUGCCCUUUUAAUACAAGAAAAUUCCACACUCAGAAGCCAGAUAGAAGAGAUGAAAAUUCGAUUGAAAUGUGGUGGUGCACCGAAAAAGCACAGUCUCUACAGAACCUCAACUUCUCCAUUUUGAGAAGCAUCGCUGCAAUUUGCUUGCAAAGUGGUCCAAACAUGCUCCCGACAACGACGUCUCCUUUAUUGGACCCUUUCUCCGUACUCCCCCCAUGAAGAAAAUAUUUCUGAACCAUCCCCACACUUUCUUUUAUUUACCUCCUUACCACACUUUUCUGUUAUUUUAGGUUAUAAUUAUGUUUCUGAAAACCUACCAAUGAAACUGGCCCACCAAUGCUGUUUAAUGUUUCCUACUUCUUUUUCUUUUUCUUUUGUAAAAGGACAAUCAAAUCCUCAACUAUUGGCCUUCUGCAUUU
Vigna radiata var. radiata (mung bean) is the source of this 897-nucleotide messenger RNA. Its product is annotated as bZIP transcription factor 27-like. Gene Ontology annotation, cellular component: nucleus. Gene Ontology annotation, molecular function: DNA-binding transcription factor activity. The coding region runs from base 147 to 602 and encodes 151 amino acids. Gene Ontology annotation, biological process: positive regulation of DNA-templated transcription. Lineage: Eukaryota; Viridiplantae; Streptophyta; Magnoliopsida; Fabales; Fabaceae. The record is from RefSeq and is a predicted model, not a curated record. The transcript has 3 exons.